GAUCCCGCUCAUUCAUCCCCAUUCCCACUCACUCCUCGCCGGAGCAACCGCCGCCGACACUCUCCGCCGCCAUCUCCGAUUCCUCAUACACCACUUCCCACCCUGAAUCAUCAAAACGCGCCAUUCAAAUUCGAAGGAUUUGAAUUUUGAAGCAGUGAAGCAGGGACUGGUGGUGGUGGUGAUGGCGGACUCCGACAACGAAUCGGGAGGGACGCACAACGCCGGAGGAAACGGCGGCGAGCUUUCAUCGCCGAGGGAGCAGGACAGGUUUCUGCCGAUAGCGAACGUGAGCAGGAUCAUGAAGAAGGCACUUCCCGCAAACGCGAAGAUCUCGAAGGACGCGAAGGAGACGGUGCAGGAGUGCGUGUCGGAGUUCAUAAGCUUCAUCACCGGCGAAGCCUCCGACAAGUGCCAGAGGGAGAAGCGGAAGACGAUCAACGGCGACGACUUGCUGUGGGCCAUGACAACUCUCGGGUUCGAGGACUACGUGGAGCCUCUCAAGGUGUACCUGCAGCGGUUCAGGGAGAUUGAAGGGGAGAGAACCGUCGCCGCAAGGGAUAAGGAUUCGGUGGCGAUUUCAUCCUCCGGCGGCGGAGGGUACGAGUACGGUGCUCCGAUGGGGAUGAUGAUGCAUCAUCAGGGACACGUGUACGGCUCUGGUGGGUUCCAUCAAGUGCCUGUGACUGGUGUUAGUGGUGGUGCUCCUGUUAUGGGUAAGGGUGGGCCUGGUUAUCCUUCUCCUGGAUCUAGUGCGGGUAGACCCAGGUAGACUCAGUGUGGACCAGUUUUUUUUUUUUUAAUUUAAUUUUUUUAAUUUGAAUUUAAAAUCAUAACAUGCAAGAGCAAGACUAAAAAUGGUUAAUUUGGGGGGUUUAAUUUGUGUUACAUGAAAAAAAGAAAAAGAAAAAUAAGGAUUAAUUGAAUUCUAAUGUAAUUGGUGUUAAUUUGGGUGGAAGACACUCUGUAAAGUAAGUAAGACACAUGUGAAGCUGGAAGUGGGGUUUAGAAGUAAUUAAUGUAACUGUUGUAUGACUAUGAUAGAAAUAGUGCUUCACUGUUUUUUUUUCUUUCUCUCUUUAUGUACCUACCAUCAACCAUGUGUAUUAUUUUACCUCCAAAUUGUUAAAUAUUUGCUCUUGUUGUCAAUUGAAAUCAAUUACAAGUUUAUGUUUC
Lotus japonicus is the source of this 1173-nucleotide messenger RNA. Its product is annotated as nuclear transcription factor Y subunit B-3-like. The record is from RefSeq and is a predicted model, not a curated record. NCBI's taxonomy places the organism in Eukaryota, Viridiplantae, Streptophyta, Magnoliopsida, Fabales, Fabaceae. Bases 182 to 769 code for a protein of 195 amino acids. Gene Ontology annotation, cellular component: CCAAT-binding factor complex; nucleus. Gene Ontology annotation, molecular function: RNA polymerase II cis-regulatory region sequence-specific DNA binding; protein heterodimerization activity; DNA-binding transcription activator activity, RNA polymerase II-specific. The transcript has a single exon. Gene Ontology annotation, biological process: regulation of transcription by RNA polymerase II.